Molecule: messenger RNA, 450 nt
Organism: Strongylus vulgaris
Lineage: Eukaryota; Metazoa; Nematoda; Chromadorea; Rhabditida; Strongylidae
Source: the annotation of a GenBank genome assembly
AUCCAUCCACAUUCCUACACUGAUACCGGCCAUGGAUUGGGUAUCCGAAUAUUGGUAGAUUCAUGGUACUUCGUCAACUUCUGGUCAAUGCAUUUGGACUAUCUUGCUUACGGUCCGUAUGCGGCUUAUAAUAAGAUGGUCACUUCGGUUGAUCAGAUUUUAGCUGGUGAACAUCCGCGAGCUAGACAGGGUCGAGAGCAGAAUAUUGAAGAAUUGAGGAACAAUUCGCGAAUGACAGCAUGGAGAAGGAAAUCAAGUGUUGUGCCGGUGAUUGUUGCAGGAGAUUUCAACUGCCCCUCACAUCUUGAUUGGACAGUUGAAAUGAAGGAUAAGCAUGGAAACUGGUCUGUAACAUGGCCGGCAACGAAAAUGAUGGCUGAUAUGAAGUUUAUCGACUCCUUCAGGGAAGUUCACCCCGAUAUUAAUGCACAACCUGGUAAGCACUUCUAA